Molecule: messenger RNA, 1206 nt
Organism: Phanerochaete carnosa HHB-10118-sp
Lineage: Eukaryota; Fungi; Basidiomycota; Agaricomycetes; Polyporales; Phanerochaetaceae
Exons: 4
Coding region: 79-966 (295 amino acids)
Source: RefSeq, a predicted model, not a curated record
AAUAAGGAGACUGUGUUACAGGGAAGCUCUCACGUCGGCACUCCUGACACCGGUGGACGAGUUUCCGACACUGCUGUUAUGCAAAAGUUCGUUGAUAUCAUGAUUCGACACGGGCACUCCGGAGUUGACACUGCCCGUAUGUAUUGUAAAGGCACUUCUGAAGAGCUCAUCGGCACUCUCGACUUGAGGAACGUCCUGCACGUCGACACGAAGAUCUUUCCGACUACUCCGGGUGAUCAUUCGCAGGAAAAGCUUGGGGAGUUAUUUGACGCCUCCUUGAACGCUCUGAAUGGAAAGAAGAUUCGAGUCUUCUACCUUCAUGCCCCCGACCACAGCGUACCUUUUGAAGAUACUCUGGAAGUGGUGACAGAAAUCUGGAAGUCUGGCGGCUUCCAAGAGUUCGGCCUGAGCAACUUCGCGGCGUGGGAAGUGGCAGACAUCGUUGGGAUCUGCGAAAGUCGUGGAUUCGUGAUGCCGACGGUCUACGAGGGUCCGUAUAAUAUCGUCGACCGCCUUGCAGAAGACGAGUUGUUCCCGUGCCUCCGCAAGUUUAACAUCAGAUACGCUUCGUACUGCCCUCUUGCUGGCGGCUACCUCACUGGCCGCUUUUUCGUUCCCGAUGAUACGAAAGAAAUCACUCUCGGCAACUUCAGUGCGAAAAACCCUAUCUCUGGAUUCUAUACCAGCCGAUAUCUUAACUUCAGCCUAGCAAGAUCUGUCGCAGAGCUGUUGGAAAUCGCCGAGACACAUAACUUAACGCUUUCAGAGGUCGCUCUACGAUGGCUGCAGUGGCACAGCAAGCUGCAGCCGGACGAUCAUGGCGUCAUCGUGGCAGCAGACGACAGCGCGCAGCUGGAAACGAACUUAUCGGACUGCGAGAAAGGCCCCUUGCCGGACGCUGUUGCCCAAGCUUGCGAAGAUGCUUGGAAGAAAGCGAAGUCUGCAGCCCCAAAGUAUUGGAUAUAAGAUUGUGUGCUGAGGCGCUUUUUGAGACGGUCUGCGUUAUAUGUAAAAUAUUGGGGUACGUAGAGCCGAAAAUAUCUUCACUCGGCUGAGCAACCCGACGACUCAUAUUCCUCGAGUUAUGCACAACGAGAUAAUUCGCGUAACCUCAUUAUGGUUAUCUUAAUGACCCACCGUUGCCGUUCCGUUCAAGAGCAGCUAGAACCCGAGAAUGGAGGCUAGCCUCUUGUUCGAAUAAGCUGC